AUGAGCUUCAAAAUAUAUUUUGGGAUUUUCACGACCCUUCAAACAUUUUCUCAUGGUUUUUCUUCUGAAAUAAAUGGAAAACCAUUUCAAAGAAUUGAAAUGAAAAGCGUAAAGUGCAAAGGAGUGAAAGAUUUUUAUUAUCCUAACAUGACUUGCUACGCAAAACCUCACAAUCGGACAACUUACACUGGUUUGAGCUUGUAG
Messenger RNA from Clunio marinus, 204 nucleotides. Lineage: Eukaryota; Metazoa; Arthropoda; Insecta; Diptera; Chironomidae. The record is from the annotation of a GenBank genome assembly.